AGGCUCACGAUGUCCUCAGCAACUGCCAGCACCUCUUUGCCCAGCGGCCUGAGGGUCCUGCUGACCUUCCCAGAUGUGCUCUUCAUCCCUGAGCUGGUCUUUGGGGGCCUUGUCUGGAUCCUGGUGGCCUCCUCGAGGGUGCAGUCAGCCAUGCUGCAAGGCUGGGUGAUGUUUGUCUCCGUCUUCUGCUUCGUCAUGACCAGCAUCCUCCUGUGCCUCUACGUCGCUGCUGUGCACGGAGGCAGCAGCUCCUGGGUUACCUUGGAUGCCAUCUGCCAGUCGACUGCAGCUCUGUUCUACCUCAGUGCUGCUGUGCUGGAAGCCUUCUUCACCUACAGCAUUGCACCUGCAGCCAGCAUACCUGCCUACCUGCUCAUCUACCAGGAGAACAUUGCUGCUGUGGUGUUUGCCUUCGUGGCCACCCUGAUCUACGUCAUCCAUCAGGUGUGGUCCCUCCGGCGAUGGAAGUCCUCCUAA
Dryobates pubescens (Downy woodpecker) is the source of this 477-nucleotide messenger RNA. RefSeq names its product mal, T cell differentiation protein (gene MAL). Gene Ontology annotation, cellular component: membrane. Lineage: Eukaryota; Metazoa; Chordata; Aves; Piciformes; Picidae. Bases 10 to 477 code for a protein of 155 amino acids. Gene Ontology annotation, biological process: myelination. The transcript has 4 exons. Gene Ontology annotation, molecular function: structural constituent of myelin sheath. The record is from RefSeq and is a predicted model, not a curated record.